AUGGUGCCUCUCGGGAGUGACGAAGCGGAGGUGGCGAUGGACGGGGAGCGCUCGCCGCCGCCAGCGGCGACGCGGAGCGGGCCGAGCAGGAGCCACAGCGAGGCGGAGCGGAAGCGGCGGCAGCGCAUCAACGCCCACCUCGCCACGCUCCGCACCCUCGUGCCCGCGGCGUCAAGGAUGGACAAGGCGGCGCUGCUCGGGGAGGUGGUGCGGCACGUGCGGGAGCUGCGGGGCGAGGCGGACGCCGCGGCGGCGGGCGCGGCCGUGGCCGUCCCGGGGGAAGGUGACGAGGUCGGCGUCGAGGAGGGCCAGCACUGCUGCUGCCACGGCGCCGGCGGGGAGAGGGACAGGGCCGCAGCCGCCACCAGGCGCGUCAGGGCGUGGGUGUGCUGCGCCGACCGCCCGGGGCUCAUGUCCGAGCUGGGCCGCGCCGUGCGGUCCGUCAGCGCCAGGGCGGUGCGAGCGGAGAUAGCUACCGUCGGCGGGCGGACGCGGAGCGUCCUGGAGCUGGAGGUCGGCGGGCAGCACGACGGCGAGGGCACGUCGUCAAGGCCGGCGCUGCAGGCGGCCCUCCGGGCCGUGCUGCUCAGCCGGGAGGAGCUGCUCGCCGCCGAGUGCUACAAGCGGCAGCGCUUCUCGGCGCACAUCGCCAGGGUUUAG
Molecule: messenger RNA, 660 nt
Organism: Panicum hallii
Lineage: Eukaryota; Viridiplantae; Streptophyta; Magnoliopsida; Poales; Poaceae
Product: transcription factor bHLH30-like
Exons: 2
Coding region: 1-660 (219 amino acids)
Biological process (GO): regulation of DNA-templated transcription
Molecular function (GO): protein dimerization activity; DNA-binding transcription factor activity
Source: RefSeq, a predicted model, not a curated record